Dermochelys coriacea (leatherback sea turtle) is the source of this 2855-nucleotide messenger RNA. RefSeq lists its product as uncharacterized. The transcript is spliced from 2 exons. Lineage: Eukaryota; Metazoa; Chordata; Testudines; Dermochelyidae. The record is from RefSeq and is a predicted model, not a curated record. Bases 136 to 786 code for a protein of 216 amino acids.
AACCUGCUGCUGCAAAAUACACCAUCACGAUUACCUUCCUCUGAUGCUGCCUUGUGGACUGUUGAUGUUUUCACUCAACAGUACUACAUAGACAUGGGCCCCGAUUUCUGCUGAAAUUGUGAUGGGAAAUAUGCAAUGUCAUCAAGACCACAUAAGGACAGAACAAGGAAAUUCUGUGAUAUAGCCUUCAAACAAGUGUCCCCGAGUGUUGAAACUAUUGAAAGGCCUUGGCUCAUAUACUUGCCAUUGACUGGCUGUGUCUUCUGUUUUGUGUGCAAAUCAUUUUCUCUGAACAGCACAUCUGCACGAACCAAGAGAGGAUUUGAUUCAUGGGAUCACAUUGGCAGACUUGGUGACCAUGAAAGUUCUACUGAGCACCGACAAGCUCUUGCCACUUAUACAAUGUGUUUAUCGAAGACUCAAACCCUUAAUAAACAUAUAGCAGGUGCAUAUAUUGAAGAAAGAAAUUACUGGACAGUGUUGAAGCAAGUCGUAUCAGCAAUAACAUUUCUGACAAAACAAGGUCUGCCACUGCGAAGGACUAAUAAAAACGUUGGCUGUCUUAAUAGUAGCAACUUCCUUGGCUGCUUAGAGUUCUUAGCAGAGUACGACCCUUUCCUGGCCUGCCAGCAUUGCUCCAUGCCAGAUAUUAGCCAUACUGAUCAGCUGACAUUUACUGUGUGCUAUGUGCUGAAUAACUGUAUACCUGUGGAACAGUUCUGGAAUUUUUCCAGUUACAUCCGCAUACAGGUCUUCAUCUGUUUAAUGUCAUCAAUGAAACCCUAAGUGAUGAACUAAAUAUCAAUCUAAAGGACUGCGGAGGUCAAACAUGCAACAAUGCUAGUAACAUGUCUGACACUUAUUCUGCUGUGCAAGCUCAUGUAAUUGCAGUCAACAAGAAAGCAGUGUACAUCCCAUGCAUGACCCACUCACUUGAUCUAUGUGGUGUUCCUGCUGCAGAGUCAUGCACUGAUGUAAUUACAUUUUUUUGAUUUGUCCAAAAACAGUAUGUGUUUUUUCUGAGGAUCAACUUAUCGCUGGAGCCUCUAGUGAGAUUCUCUGAAUGAGGAGACAUCUGAGGCCAGUAAGAGAAAAAUUUUCCCCAAGUGCCUCAGGGACACAAGGUGGUUAGCUUGAGCGGAUGCACUUUACAGUUCAUCAUGCAACUACAAAAGCUACAAAUCUGUGCCUCAGGCUCUUGGUGUGGACACUCUGCAGAAGAGUGACACACAAGCAGAGACAAACCCAUUAUCUAAAACCAUGGAUCAGUUGAAGACUGCAUUUUUGACAGCAGUUUGGAGUAGUAUCCUUACAAGAAUAAACAAAACAAGUCAACUUCUGCAGUCUCAAACAAUGGACUUAGGCACAGCUGUGGCACUUCUGGGGUGACUAUCUGAGUUUGUCACAGCACAACGGAAAAUUUUUGAGGAAUACCAUGAAUUUGUGACCUCUUUAAGUUCUACAACUAACUUUCAAUUAAAGUGGUAACAUUGUCCAAAGCAUAUGGCUGAUGAUAGCAUAGGUGCUGGAACUAGGAGUGCUGGGGGUGUGGCAGCACCCACUGGUUUGAAGUGAUUUCCAUCAUAGCCAUUGAACAAAACUAUAGACUCUGUAUAUCAGCACCCCCACUAUAAAAAUUGUUCUAGCACCUAUGGCUGAUGGUGAAGACCCUGCUGUUGUGCUGACUGGUGAAGAGAAGUUCAAAGUUGAAUCAUUCUCUGCCAUAGUUGACUCAGCCAUCUCAACAGAAGAAUUCAUGCAUGUUCAGAACUAAACAACAGUUUUUGUUUUUAACAGGUGACCUUGACAGUCACCUUUGUCCGACUUGUCCUCGUCCACCUCCAUGAAUGCAAAUGGACACCACACCAUUCUAUUUCGUUGUGAGCACGUUCUUUCCAUUUCUGGCCAAAGAGUUUUGUCAUGGGAUCAGCCCAGCGCAUUUUCAGUCUGCCCAGCAAUCACUUGUGGUUUCUGGGGAUCCAGUCACCGAUGUGGGUUGUCCACCUAUUGUCUUACCUGUGGACUACAUUACCCGCCCAGCUUUGCUUUCACCUUGAGAGUACUGCUGUUAAAGAGUCUCUCAGAAGUUUAAUUGAAUUCUAUUGAGAUAAACUCAAUUAAAAGAUCUCUGAAAAAUGGAUACAGUGAUGCUCACUUGUAAAGCAACUUGCCUCGAAGCCAUUAUCACAAGCUCUGCCUAUAUCAUUGCAAAUGCUGACCAUAAUGAACUGACACUACCAGUCUCAAACUGCAAUGGAGAAAGGUCUUUUUCACAUUUAAAAAGGAUAAAAAGUGCUACAGUCGUUCAAGAAAGACUUGAUAGUCUUACUCUAUAGACUUCUCCAGUUUAAUUGAAACAUUUGCUGCAGCAAAGGCAUGCUGAAAAAUCUAAAGAAAUUUUUCAUCUCUGUAAAUAGAACAAUAGCUAUAUGCAAUGGUUUUGUUGAGUAAUUUAUUCAUGUUAAUACUUUUUAUGUAAUAUACAAAUUACUUACCUGAAGCAAGACUAAUAUGAAUAAUUUUUCAUAUUUUUUAUUUUAAAACAGUUUUAUGUCUGUCCCAAUUUCAUACAAAAAAAUAAUUCAAAUCUUGGUAGUUCCUAUUAGAAAUGGUGCAAUAGUGUGAAGGUUGCCUUUUGGUGGGAGCAGUAUUUGGCUACUGUUUUGGUCAGCUUUAGCUUUUGUUAGCUUUUUUUACCCACUGUGUUUUGUUUUGUAUUUUUUCUUUUACUGUAUAAUUUAUUUUAUGUACACUUGUAUUCUUUUUGCCCUAGGGCUGCCAUUGCUGGUACCCUAGUGGCAGCCACCUCCAUCUGCAACUUAAAUUUGUAAAUAAAACCUGUGUGCUGUGUCAGA